AUGUCCGUCUUAGAAGUGCUGGCUAAGGUCCAGGGCCUUGCAGCUGAGGAGGCCGCGGGAAACAUAGGUUGCCAUGCAGAUCUUCUCAGAGCGAUUCGUGAACUACAGCUAGCUGCAGAGACACCUCUAGAGACAACAUCGCGGCUUAAUUUCCAGAUUAUGCAAAAUAUCUCAAUCCGUGUCGCUAUUGAGAACCGAUUCCUUCAUGUCAUCGUCGCAAAGGGUGGUCGGCCCGUAUCGGCCGAAGAGAUUGCCAGCGAGACACAAUCGGAUCUUCUCCUAACGAUCAGAAUCAUACGCAUACUGACAGCUGUUGGUCUUUGUGAUGAAGUUGGCAAUCAACUCUAUGCUGCCAAUGAGUGGACUCGAUUCAAAAUUCUACCUGGAUCUAUCGCAGCAGAGAAGCACCACUUUGAUUUAGAUUUUGGUAUGGGCGGCAAAUUGGUCGAGUACAUGCGCGGUCCCGGAAUCCAACAAUUUGUCGACGAACCCAAUGCUGUUACCUUGUUCAAAUAUGCCCACGGGACCGAUGUAAUUUUUGGGCUGCUAGAGAAGAACGCAGAGCAGAAGCAAGCGUUUGAUGACUACAUGGCUGCACGACGUGUGGAUAAUAUGCCACAAUGGUUUGAUAUUUACCCAGCAGCGGAGAAGGUACUCGAUGCUUCUAAGGCGCCUGGAGCGACUCUCAUGGUGGAUGUUGGGGGGGGACCUGGGCAGGAGAUUGCGCGAUUCAAAGAAAGGCACCCCGACAUCCCAGGGCGUUUCAUAUUGCAAGAUCUUCCUUUGACGCUGAAGCGGAUUGAGAAACUACCUGAAGGAGUUGAAGCGAUGGAGUAUGACUUUUUUACACCUCAGCCGGUCAAAGGAUCCCGGAUCUAUUUUCUUCGCGACGUGUUGCAUAACUGGUCUGAUGCCAAGAGCGUUCAGAUUCUGUCCCGUGUUGUUGAAGCGAUGGAUCCCAAGUACUCUACCCUAUUAAUUGACGACUACGUUCUACCUGAUACAGGCUGUGAGCUUCGGGCUGCAGAAAUGGAUAUCCUCAUGUGGCUCCAUACAGCAGGACUGGAACGGACCGUAUCACAGUGGAAGAGUCUUUUCGAUAUAGUGGGUCUGGAACUGAUACAGAUUUGGAGCUCUGCCAGGGGCAACGAAUCGGUGCUAGAAACAAGGGUGCGCCCCUAA
This is a messenger RNA of Penicillium canariense, 1182 nucleotides long. RefSeq lists its product as uncharacterized. Gene Ontology annotation, molecular function: O-methyltransferase activity. Lineage: Eukaryota; Fungi; Ascomycota; Eurotiomycetes; Eurotiales; Aspergillaceae. The coding region runs from base 1 to 1182 and encodes 393 amino acids. The transcript has 5 exons. The record is from RefSeq and is a predicted model, not a curated record.